Messenger RNA from Lactuca sativa (garden lettuce), 732 nucleotides. RefSeq names its product myosin-11. NCBI's taxonomy places the organism in Eukaryota, Viridiplantae, Streptophyta, Magnoliopsida, Asterales, Asteraceae. The record is from RefSeq and is a predicted model, not a curated record.
AUGCAGAAAAAACAGUAUAAUAACGAUAUAUUGGCAUAUUGGUUAUCGAAUGCCUCUACUCUAUUUCUUCUUCUUCAGCGAACAUUGAAACCAAGUGGGUCAGCAUCUGGAAUCGCCCCACAAAGUUGUCGAUCAUCAGCUGCUCUUUUUGGGAGGGUGACUUCUAGUUUCCGUGGGACCCCUCAAGGAAUCAAACUUCCUUCGUUUGUGGAUGGUGAUUUGAGUAGUGGAGUUGAAGGUGGUUAUACCAAAGUGGAAGCCAAGCAUCCAACUUUUCAUUUUAAGCAACAGUUAACAACAUAUGUUGAAAAGACAUAUGGAACAAUUCGAGAUAAUUUGAAAAAAGAAAUAUCCCUGUUACUCAGGAUGUGUAUUCAAGCACCGAGAAUUUCGAGAGCCAGCCUGGCGAUAGGAUCAUCGCGUAUGGUUUCCAGUUCAGCUCAACAGACACUGAUUGCUCAUUGGCAAGGAAUUAUGAAGAGUCUUGGAAGUUUCUUGAAUGUUCUAAAAACAAAUAAUGUUCCAUUGGUUUUGGUGCGUAAAGUUUUCUCACAAAUAUUCUCGUUUGUGAAUGUUCAGCUAUGUAACAGUCUACUUUUGAGACGUGAGUGCUGUUCGUUUAGCAAUGGUGAGUAUGUGAAAGCGGGAUUGGCUGAACUAGACCACUGGUGUUUUAACGCAACUGAUGAGUAUUCAGGUUCUGCUUGGGAUGAACUCCACUGGCUGAAGUAG